Messenger RNA from Pestalotiopsis fici W106-1, 954 nucleotides. RefSeq lists its product as uncharacterized. Gene Ontology annotation, molecular function: oxidoreductase activity, acting on the CH-CH group of donors. Gene Ontology annotation, biological process: very long-chain fatty acid biosynthetic process. NCBI's taxonomy places the organism in Eukaryota, Fungi, Ascomycota, Sordariomycetes, Amphisphaeriales, Sporocadaceae. The record is from RefSeq and is a predicted model, not a curated record. The coding region runs from base 1 to 954 and encodes 317 amino acids. The transcript is spliced from 2 exons.
AUGGCGGGCCUUACUAUCAAGCUCGCCCAGCGCUCCCCCAAGCAACCUGUCAAGCGCCUCCCAGCUUCAAUUGACCUGUCCGCGACCGCGACCGUCGAAGAUGCCAAGGCCGCCAUUGCCAAAAAGGUCGGUCUGUCUGACCACAACCGCGUCGGCCUGUUCGACCCGGCGACCAAGAAGACCCUCAAGGACCGCAAGGCCGUCCUGUCCACCCUCUCCUACUCGGAGCUGCUGGUCAAGGACCUCGGACCCCAGCUCGGCUGGCGCACCGUCUUUGUGAUCGAGUACCUGGGCCCGCUGCUCUUCCACCCGCUGUUCCUCGCCGUCCGCGGCUACCUCUACCCGGCCGUCUACCCGUACCUCAAGGACCAUGUGCCCGAGCCCAACGCCUUUGACGGGCCCCUGAGCUGGAACCAGAAGCUCACCUUUGCCUGCAUCAUUGCCCACUUCCUCAAGCGCGAGUACGAGACCGUCUUUGUCCACAAGUUCUCGGCCUCGACCAUGCCCGUCUGGAACGUCUUCCGCAACUCCUUCUUCUACUGGGCCGUCGCCGGCGUCCAGGCCGGCCUCGAGGUCUACGCCCCCUUUAGCUGGACCGCCAAGGCCGACAACCCGGCCAUUGACGCCCUGGGCCUCGCUCUCUUCCUCUUUGGCGAGAUUGCCAACCUCCGCGUCCACGCCUACCUUUCGACCCUGCGCAGCCCCGGCGGUACCGAGCGCCAGAUCCCCCACGGCCACGGCUUCGAGAUUGUCACCUGCCCCAACUACAUGUUUGAGGUGAUUGCAUGGAUUGGCAUGAUUCUCGUCAGCAGAAGUCCUUCGGUCGCCUUCUUCAUCACCAUUGGCUCCAUGUACAUGUUCAGCUGGGGCAAGGGCAAGGAGAGGGCCUACCGCAAGGAGUUUGGUGACAAGUACAAGAAUAAGCGAUUCGUUAUGCUGCCUGGUCUUCUGUAA